This is a messenger RNA of Salarias fasciatus (jewelled blenny), 2590 nucleotides long. It is a transcript of the gene dglucy, whose product is annotated as D-glutamate cyclase. Gene Ontology annotation, molecular function: D-glutamate cyclase activity. Gene Ontology annotation, biological process: glutamate metabolic process. The record is from RefSeq and is a predicted model, not a curated record. The transcript has 16 exons. The coding region runs from base 208 to 2097 and encodes 629 amino acids. NCBI's taxonomy places the organism in Eukaryota, Metazoa, Chordata, Actinopteri, Blenniiformes, Blenniidae.
CGUCGCUUCCGCCACCGUGUCCUUACGUGCUCUCUGUCCUUUGCAGCGUUGUCUUCCCUCACAGUGAAAGAGUCGGAAAACCAAGAAAACCCCAAACUAAGAUGUUGUGUAUGUCCACCUAAACCAUUUCAUCCUGACUUCAGCCAAGACCUGAGACUGUCUCUCUGCUCCUGCAGCCUUGCAGAAAAGAGCAGCUUCAGGUGAGACAUGCUCUCUGCGGUAAGAGCCGCCAGGCGUUCCUUCAGAUCCUUCAGGACCUUUUCUAGCGCCGCCAUGCACAAAGGAUACCAGCAGGCCAACGUGGUCGUCCUGCCUCACCACCUGGCCGACGACUUUGAAGCUUUCUGUCGCAGUAACCCUGCUCCCCUCCCGCUCCUUUAUCGCAGUAAAUUAGGAGAGACCGGCUGUCCGCCCCUGGCUCAACAUGCUGACAUAAGGACUGAUAUCUCGCAGUACUGUGUGUACCAGGAGGGCCGCCUGGUCCAGUCAGUGUCCAGCCUGCAGAGUUACAGCGGUGAGCCGGGGACUGUGUCAAAGCAGCAGGAUGGGCGACCCGGUCCUCUGUCGGACAUGGUGUCUUUCUAUCUGGGCUGCAGCUUCGGCUUCGAAGGCAAACUGAAGGACGCCGGAGUGCCGGUCAGAAACGUGGAGCAAGGCAGUAAUGUCAGCAUGUACAGGACUGCGGUCGGCUGUGUUCCUGCCGGGCCGUUCCGCUGCCCUCUAGUGGUCACCAUGCGGCCGAUCCCAGCCGCCAUGCUGGACCAAGCGGUGCAGGCGACACACCUUAACCCCGUGGCUCACGGAGCUCCUGUACAUAUAGGAGACCCAGCCUUGUUGGGCAUCAAGGACCUGUCCAAACCGGAGUACGGGGACGCAGUGGAGCUGCAGCCCGGUGACGUGCCGGCCUUCUGGGCAUGUGGGGUGACCGCUAUCGAGGCGAUCCUCAGCAGCAAGCCUUCCUUGGCGUUCAGCCAUUCCCCGGGUUGUAUGUUCGUGACCGACAUCCCAGACUCUCCUCCGUCCAGGGCAACUGAUGGCAAGCUCACGCCUCUCUGCUUCGAGGUGUCCCAGAGUCCUUUGCUGUACAGCCUGGCUUCUCAGCACGUCGUGGAGAAGAUCAGAGAGCUGGAGAAUGUGAUCGGAGAAGACCCAGGUGACCGAGGAAUCAGAGCUUUGUUUGUUCAGGAUGAACUCCUGCGCUCCUGUCUGGCCCUCUCUCACUCCUCCUCUGUUGCCAUAACAACGGGCUUUCCUACACACUACAUGCACAACCCUCCUGAUGAGACCGACGGGCCCCCCGGAGCCAUCGCUAUCGCCACCAUGCUGCUGUCUCUGGGGAAACGGGUGACGAUGGUGACAGACAAGAGAGCCGUGGAGAUGAACAAGGCCCUCAUCGAUCAGGCUGUGAAGAACGGAGUGCUGAAGUCUCACAUUCCUUUGGUCACUUUUGAUGGCAGUGGUCCAGAAUCUGCGCAGCGCUUCCUGUGUGUCGACGGAGACCCGAGCAAACCCAGGUUCGACCACCUUCUGGCGAUCGAGCGAACCGGACGCGCCAGCGAUGGAAAUUACUACAACAUGAGGGCGAUAAACAUCAAACAUCUGGUGGAUCCCAUAGAUGAUCUGUUUAUUGCUGCCAAGAACAUCCCAGGAAUCAGUACUACAGGAAUCGGAGAUGGUGGUAACGAGUUGGGGAUGGGCAAGGUGAAGGACAGAGUGAUCAGCCUGAUGCCCAAAGGGGACCUCAUAGCCUGCGAUGUUCCUGCCGAUUAUGCCAUUACUGCUGGUGUGUCUAACUGGGGAGGAUACGCUGUGGCCUGUGGGCUUUACCUGCUCCAGGCGUGUCCCUCACACCGGCGCUAUCUGAAGAGAGGCCUGGGACCGGAGCGGGAGCCCCCCCAAGAACACCUGCAGGACUGGAUCGCCAACCUGCCGUCCGUGGAAAAGGAGGAGUCUUUCCUCGCCACUCUGGUGGAUUUCGGGAUCCGAAGUGGGAAAACGGCUCACCUGGCCAUGGAGGUGGACGGCCUGACCUUUCACCCCACUCACUCCGACAUCAUCACCAGACUGCUGGAAGUGACGAACAGGAAAAGCCCUUAACCAGUCCCAUCUGUCUGCAAGCGUCUUCAUGAAGUAACUGAUUCAUCUGGUUAUCCUGGGAACUGGUCGGCCUCUCGGUUUAGACGAGUGAAACACGUUUAACGUGACGCUGCGUGUCGCCGUGUGACGGAGUGUGAGGGGCACUUUCACUUCUGCCUUGAUUCGACCGGAGGAAUCAUGAUUCGGUUUUUGUGAUUGUAUUAUUGUAUCAUCAAGAUAAAUGUACUGAAGUCAUGUGCCUGAGGUCCGUUUUCUACUGUAAUCCUCAUUUUCCUUUGAGAAAAUCCAGAAAUAUAUUUUUGGAGAAAAUUAUGCCUGUUUUUAAGUAAGACUGAAACCUCGUUAUGAAGCGAUCCUGCUUUGAUUGUCAGACCUUCAUAGCUCCCCGCUUUGUCCAUUCACAACACUCCAUUCACUCCCUUCUGUUUAUGAAUCUUUACUUUUUAUAGAAAAUAAUGCAGACUGUGACUUGAAUAAAACUACCAAUGAACUA